CAUUCCCAUUUGCAGCGUGAAUUUGUUGGAAUAUAAUCAAAUAAAACCAAAGUAUCAAAUUGUUAUAUUAUUAAUAUUUGGUAACUAUAUAAUAUCAAUAUAUUAAAAUGUCAAGUCCCGCUCGAACACCCGAAGGUGGGGUUACUCCAAGAGGUCAAGGCGAACGUACUCCAACACGAAACCCUGUUGUUCAGGAUGCAACAGAUACACCGAUGCGUAUGGGUCCAACAACUCAACGUCAGAGCCAACAGCCAUCGGAGAUUAGUUUGCCUCCAACAUCACCGGGCGGUUUAAGUUUACCAGCAACAAGUCCAGCCCGUGCGCUGGGCAUGAGUGAAAUUGAUUUAAGUUCACCAUUGAACUAUGGUACUCCAAGCUCCAUUGGUUCUAUUCGCACACCACGUUCGGGUAUUCGCGGCACACCUUUGCGAGCACGACCCGAUAUACGCACAGAUAAAAGGAUGCGUCAAGUGACUAUUGGUGGUUCUGCACCCGGUUUGGAUCCAAUUCCUGAGAAGCCCUCAGAAGGAACUGAUACUGUGUCUGAAUCGUCUUCAACACCGCAGAUGGUUGUUUGGGGCACCAAUGUUGUGGUGCAUCAAUGCAAAACAAAAUUCAAAGUUUUCCUUAUGCGCUAUAUUGAUCCUGACGUAGAGCGCGAUGAAAUUUCUGAAAAUAUAGAUAUAAAUCAGCCAAUAUAUAUGCAAAAGUUGGAAGAAAUUCACACUCUAGAAGAGCCUUACCUAAAUGUGAAUUGCGCACAUUUGAAAACAUUUGAUGAAGCACUCUAUCGCCAGUUGAUUUGUUACCCUCAAGAAGUAAUCCCAGCUUUCGAUAUGGCAGUAAAUGAAAUGUUUUUCGAACGAUACCCAGCAGCUGUAUUAGAGCAUCAGAUUCAAGUACGCCCCUUUAAUGCGGAUAAGACACGAAACAUGCGUUCACUCAACCCUGAGGAUAUGGAUCAGUUGUUAAGUAUUAGUGGAAUGGUAAUACGAACAUCUGGUGUUAUUCCGGAAAUGCGUGAAGCUUUCUUCAAAUGUAUAAUUUGUGCUUUCUGCACCGCAGUUGAAGUCGAUAGAGGACGCAUUGCUCAACCAACCCUCUGUACAAAUUGUAAUACAAAUCACUGUUUCCGAUUGGUGCACAAUCGUUCAGAAUUUACAGAUAAACAACUAAUUAAAUUGCAAGAGUCGCCGGACGACAUGGCUGCCGGUCAAACACCACACAAUGUGCUUCUAUAUGCUCACAAUGAUUUAGUGGAUAAGGUUCAGCCUGGUGAUCGCGUCACCGUAACUGGUAUAUAUCGCGCUGUCCCAUUGAAGGAUAAGGGACGCAAUAUUAAGAGUGUUUACAAAACACAUGUUGACGUAGUGCAUUAUCGGAAAGUUGACAGCAACCGUUUGUACGAAGAGGAGGAAGGAAAAAUGCAUAUUUUUACACCAGAGCGUGUGGAAUUGUUACAUUUACUCUCACAGAAACCGGAUAUAUACGAUCGUUUAUCUAGAGCCAUUGCUCCUUCCAUUUAUGAAAAUGAUGACAUCAAGAAAGGUAUUUUAUUGCAAUUGUUUGGUGGUACGAAGAAAAAGCAUUCAACUUUGGGCAGACAGAAUUUCAGAGCGGAAAUUCACUUGCUUUUGUGUGGUGACCCCGGUACAUCAAAGUCUCAGUUGCUACAAUAUGUUUUCAAUUUAGUACCGCGCUCACAGUACACGUCGGGUAGAGGAUCUUCGGCAGUUGGUUUAACUGCUUAUGUUACAAAAGAUCCGGAAACGCGACAACUAGUGUUGCAAACCGGUGCACUGGUAUUGGCUGAUAAUGGUGUUUGCUGUAUCGAUGAAUUUGAUAAAAUGAAUGAUUCUACGCGCAGUGUUCUGCAUGAAGUCAUGGAACAGCAGACCCUAAGCAUUGCUAAGGCUGGUAUCAUUUGCCAGCUUAAUGCACGCACCUCCAUUUUAGCUGCUGCUAAUCCAGCGGAAUCGCAGUGGAAUAAGAAAAAGAAUAUAAUCGACAAUGUGCAAUUGCCACAUACGCUCCUGUCAAGAUUUGAUUUAAUUUUCCUUGUACUGGAUCCACAGGAUGAGCAAUUUGAUCGUCGCUUGGCAAAUCAUCUUGUAUCCCUUUAUUAUGUGACUCGUCACGAAGAAGAAGACACAAUGUUUGAUGUUAGUGUACUACGUGACUACAUUGCUUAUGCUCGUGAACACUGCUCUCCUACUUUGUCGGAGGAAGCUCAGCAACGCCUCAUUCAAGCAUAUGUUGAUAUGCGCAAAGUUGGCGCACGUCGCGGUCAAAUAUCAGCGUAUCCCAGACAGUUGGAAAGUUUGAUACGUUUAUCGGAAGCACAUGCCAAAGUUCGCUUAAGUAACGUAGUAACUGUAGAGGAUGUAGAAGAAGCUUGGAGAUUACACCGUGAAGCUUUGAAACAGUCUGCCACCGAUCCACUUUCUGGCAAGAUAGAUGUGGGUAUUCUUACAACAGGUUUAUCUACUGCCGCACGUAAGAAACGAGCUGAUCUCGUAUUAGCUAUUAAGGAAAACCUUAAGAAGAAAGGCAAAGUGCCAACUGUUCCGUAUCAGAAACUAUUUAAAGAAGUCAAAGAUGCUUCACAAAUUCUUAUUACACGCGAACAAUUCGAGGAUGCGUUGAAAGAAAUUCAAGAUGAAGGCGCCAUUGUUGUGAUGGGUAAAAAUACCAUCAGAAUCUGUUAAGUACAAACACAUGAACAUUCAUAUAUACGUUUUUUGUCAUAGUUUUUUAUUUCAUUAUCUAAAAUUAUUCCAAAUAAAUGUCUUUAACAUAUUUUAAAAA
This is a messenger RNA of Bactrocera neohumeralis, 2808 nucleotides long. RefSeq names its product DNA replication licensing factor MCM4 (gene dpa). Gene Ontology annotation, biological process: DNA strand elongation involved in DNA replication; mitotic DNA replication initiation; DNA replication. Lineage: Eukaryota; Metazoa; Arthropoda; Insecta; Diptera; Tephritidae. The transcript is spliced from 9 exons. Gene Ontology annotation, molecular function: single-stranded DNA binding; ATP hydrolysis activity; ATP binding. The coding region runs from base 108 to 2708 and encodes 866 amino acids. Gene Ontology annotation, cellular component: nucleus; MCM complex. The record is from RefSeq and is a predicted model, not a curated record.